AAUAAUUCUAACCUUAAGCUCAAACUGUUCUACAAUAAACGUCAGGCAGUAUUUAACAAUAAAAUUCUCAAAUGUUUUCUAAUAAUUAAAUCUCAGAUUGAAAGCUGGUUUAUCUAUUAAUUUUGUAAACUAACAGAGUGUGUAAUAGAGUAUCUUUUAGUAUCCUGUUUACCGAAGUGGGGUUAUCAUAUUAUUACGAAUAAUGCAUUGUUCUUUAACAUUCGAUACAAAUGUCAUAGUUCUUGUUUAGCUUGCGUCUUUAUAUUCUUAGUAUAUACGUAUUUUUAUUAAAUAUCCGUUCACAGAAGUUAAAAGGAAAUAUGAUAACUUUAAGAGGGAAACUGAAGAAGGAUGGCGAAAUAGCAAACUCGAAAACGAGAGAUUACACGAAACGUGUUUCAGUCCGUGAUAAAUUGUUAAUUAAAGAGGUGCAAGAAAUGGAACAAACUUUGCCUAGUACAUGUCAAGUAAAGUUUCCUGAUCCUCAUUGUUUACACGAGUUUAGUCUAACAAUUGUCCCUGACGAAGGAUAUUGGAUGGGUGGUCGAUUUUAUUUUCAGAUUUAUAUACCUGAAGAAUAUAACAUGGCUCCACCUAAAGUUAAAUGCUUAACAAAGUUAUGGCAUCCUAAUAUUAGCGAGGAUGGUAACGUGUGUCUUUCAAUUUUGAGACAGAGCAGUAUAGAUGAAAUGGGAUGGGCACCUACUCGUAAGCUGAAAGAUGUUGUAUGGGGCUUAAACUCUCUCUUCACCGAUUUAUUAAAUUUCGAUGAUCCAUUGAACAGAGAAGCUGCCGAUCUAUUUAUAAAAGACAAGGAAUGCUUUCGAAAUAAGGUCAAAGACUAUGUCAUACAGUAUGCAAAAAGAUGAUUCAAAUCAAUGAAUAAUGCUAUAACAACGUAAUUGUAUAUUAAAUUCUGAAUUUAGCUUUUUUUUUAUUUCGAUGAUCAUUUCAAAUUUGAUUACGUGCGUUUUCAAAAUAAUUCGGUGAUCGAUCAACUUCUAUAUCAUAUCAUUUGCUACUAGUCUUCUUAUUCUAGGGAGAUUUUAUUUGUUAUUUUCUAUUUCAUUACUCGUGCGCAAUUUUUGGAGUGCUCUACGAUACUUUGUUGUUAAAUGAGUGAGAGGAGAAAAAGAGGGAGUCUCGUGUACAAUAUACUUAUCCUUUUUAUAGAGCAUUGUAAUGACGACAGAUCAUAAUUUGUAAAUAAAGCCGAUAUUUAAUAAUAAA
Molecule: messenger RNA, 1230 nt
Organism: Ceratina calcarata
Lineage: Eukaryota; Metazoa; Arthropoda; Insecta; Hymenoptera; Apidae
Product: NEDD8-conjugating enzyme UBE2F
Exons: 4
Coding region: 321-869 (182 amino acids)
Source: RefSeq, a predicted model, not a curated record